Pisolithus orientalis is the source of this 981-nucleotide messenger RNA. Its product is annotated as SYF2-domain-containing protein. NCBI's taxonomy places the organism in Eukaryota, Fungi, Basidiomycota, Agaricomycetes, Boletales, Pisolithaceae. Gene Ontology annotation, cellular component: Prp19 complex; post-mRNA release spliceosomal complex; catalytic step 2 spliceosome. The transcript is spliced from 6 exons. The record is from RefSeq and is a predicted model, not a curated record. The coding region runs from base 1 to 981 and encodes 326 amino acids.
AUGGCAAGUUCAACCUCGAAAGCUGACAUUCGGGACGACGUGCCCCCCUCGAAAGAACAGGAUAACGAAGAUGCAGAAAUCUCACCCGAGCCGCAAGAGUCCGAGCAGAGUGGCAUUGAAGGCACUGAGGAGACUGGCGAUGGUAAUUCUGGGUCGACAACGGUGACCAUGGAGGAUAGGAAAGCGAGGCUUGACAAGCUACGGGCUAAAAUGCGUACAUCCACGAAAGCCAACCGGCAAUCACUCAUUGAGGAGUCUGCAAGAGCGAAGUUAACAGUUCGUGAUAUGGCACGCCUAGAACGCCAGAAAAAGCUUGCAGAGAUGCUCCGGACACAAGCAGAAGCAGAGGGACGGGGGGAGGAUAUCGAGCGAUCAAAGAAUUGGGAGUGGACAAUAGAGGAAAACGAAAAGUGGGAGAAAAAGUUGGCCAGAAAAGCUCGGAGAGCGGAUUUCGAGUUUCACGGUGCGUCUCUUGUAGGUUAUUUCAAGCAACUAACGGAUGACGCGCAUGCUGCACACCGACGGUAUAAGAAAGACUUGGACUUUAUCAAACCCAACCUGGAAGCAUACAACAAACAGAGGGAGCAGGCCUUGGGCUUGACCGCCGGGGUUCUAUCGGAGUCGGGCAGUUCCACACCUUCCGGUUCAUCAAAUGCACUAACGACGUUCGACCCAAGUGGUGGCCGGAUGGUUCCAACAACCGAACAGCGCAUGGCUGUGGACGCCUUCUAUAGAGAUGCCAACACGCUACUCUACGGUGAUAACAAGCCUUCUGAGGAGGCUGUCGACCGGCUAAUCAGCAAGCUCAACCACGAUGUCGAUAAGAAGGCCAAGUUUUCGCGCAAGAGGCACAACGAAGAUGAGGGCGACAUCACGUAUAUCAACGAGCGGAAUCGUGUAUUCAACAAAAAGAUCGCGAGAUACUACGACAAAUACACUGCCGAGAUUCGUGCCAGCUUCGAGCGUGGAACUGCAUUAUAG